This is a messenger RNA of Cannabis sativa, 606 nucleotides long. RefSeq lists its product as uncharacterized. The transcript has a single exon. The record is from RefSeq and is a predicted model, not a curated record. Lineage: Eukaryota; Viridiplantae; Streptophyta; Magnoliopsida; Rosales; Cannabaceae. The coding region runs from base 84 to 458 and encodes 124 amino acids. Gene Ontology annotation, biological process: regulation of systemic acquired resistance.
UUUAUGCCUCUCUCUUUUUUUAUUUUUAAAUAUUAAAUAAAUAAUUUUUGAGCUGAGUGAUUAUUAAUCUUUAUCAAAAAAAAAUGUCAAGCGGUGGAGAGAAGAGGAAAUCGGCGGCGGAGGAAAACGACGACGUCGCCGGACCUGCAAAGACGGCGAGAGUAGAAGAAGAGAGCACGAGGACGGAGGAAGAGGAAAUCGAGGAAUUCUUUGCCAUCCUUAAACGGAUACAAACGGCGGUUUGUUACUUCAAGAAAGGAAGCCGUCAACGUCAAUUAACGGAGCAAGGUUCGAAUGUGAGAACAAUGUUGGAGACGGGAAAUUGUGACGCCGUUAAAGAUGAAACGGUGAGUAUUAGGCCAAAUGAUGAAGAAGAAGAAGAAGAAGAAGAAUUAGAGAAUGAGAAUUUGGGUUUUGAUUUGAACGCUUCACCAGCUCCGGAUUGUGAUCCUGUUUAGAUAUUUUUAUAUUCAAUCUGAUUAUUAUUAUCCUUUUCUUGUUUAUGAAUGUUUAUUUUUAUUUUAUUUUAUGAAUUAGUAGAAGAAUAGAAACUAUGAUUAUAUAUUCUAUAAUAUAAUAGGAAUUUUAAUGGCUUUGUUUUUUUUU